AAGGUCUACUCUGUGACUAACAAUUAGAGAAAACCAGAGAAUCAUGUGCUGGAUCUGUGCUUCUCAAUUUAAGAAAUAGUCCCGAGAAGUCUUAUCUGUCCAUCCUUAGCACGUGGAAGUCUCUGGCAGGAAAGGAGAAACCUGAAUGGGUGAAGGUAGAGGUCUGCACUUACCCUUUUGAAUCUGAAAAAUAUUGAUGUGGGGAACUGAACUGCUUUAUUAUCAACCUACAGUUUGCCAGUUAUACAGCCUAAGAAAUCAUGCUGGAAACAGGAGGGGCAUAGAGUCUACAUAUCAGCAUCUUGCUUUCAGAUUUGACCUCUGUGGAAGAUCGCUUCCCAAAAUGAAUCAUUUACAGAGAAUGAUGAAACCACCUUCUGGAGUUUGAAAAGAGACGAGGCUGCUUUAAGAGAGAAACAGGAAGUUGUAACUAGAAGCCCUCUGAAUGCUAAGCCAUCGCUAGUGAAGUAGCAACAAAGUAGCAGCGUUUAUUCUGAAAUCCGGUGGCUGACAGUCCGCGCUAGGCAAACCUGUUCAAAGUGCUCAUCCCUCACCCAGGGAUUUUUCUGAGCAUCACGUUCGAGCGGAGAAUGGCGGGGCAGCUUCGGCUUACGUCAGGGAAGGAUGAAGAUCAUUUUCAACACCAGGGAGCAGUGGAGCUGCUUGCCUUCAAUUUUUUGCUCAUCCUUACCAUUUUAACAAUCUGGUUAUUUAAAAAUCAUCGAUUCCGCUUCUUGCAUGAGACUGGAGGCGCGAUGGUGUAUGGUCUCAUAAUGGGAUUAAUUUUACGAUAUGCCACAGCCCCAACCGAUAUUGAGAGUGGAACCGUCUAUGAAUGUGGGAAAUUGUCGUUCAGCCCAUCAACUCUGCUGAUCAACAUCACUGACCAGGUUUAUGAAUAUAAGUACAAGAGAGAAAUCAGCCAGCACAAUAUCAGUCCCCACCAAGGCAACGCCAUACUGGAGAAGAUGACAUUUGACCCAGAAAUCUUCUUCAACGUUUUACUGCCUCCCAUUAUAUUUCAUGCAGGAUACAGUCUGAAAAAGAGACACUUUUUUCAAAACUUGGGAUCCAUUUUAACAUAUGCCUUCUUGGGAACAGCCAUCUCCUGUGUGGUCAUAGGGUUAAUUAUGUAUGGCUUUGUGAAGGCCAUGGUGUAUGCUGGCCAGCUGAAGAGUGGAGACUUCCAUUUCACUGACUGUUUAUUUUUUGGCUCACUGAUGUCUGCUACAGAUCCAGUGACAGUGUUGGCCAUUUUCCAUGAACUACACGUGGACCCUGACCUGUACACACUGCUGUUUGGGGAGAGUGUGCUAAAUGAUGCGGUGGCCAUAGUCCUCACAUACUCUAUAUCCAUCUACAGUCCCAAGGAGAACCCCAACGCGUUUGACACUGCCGCCUUCUUCCAGUCAGUGGGGAAUUUCCUCGGGAUCUUCGCAGGCUCCUUUGCAAUGGGCUCCGCGUAUGCAGUCGUCACAGCACUGUUGACCAAAUUUACCAAGCUCUGUGAGUUCCCGAUGCUGGAGACAGGCCUGUUUUUCCUGCUUUCUUGGAGUGCCUUCCUGUCUGCAGAGGCUGCCGGCUUAACAGGCAUAGUUGCUGUUCUCUUCUGUGGAGUCACACAGGCACAUUAUACCUACAACAAUCUGUCAUCUGAUUCCAAACUGAGGACCAAGCAGCUGUUUGAAUUUAUGAACUUCCUGGCUGAGAAUGUCAUCUUCUGCUACAUGGGCCUGGCUCUCUUCACCUUCCAGAAUCACAUUUUCAACGCUCUUUUUAUACUUGGAGCCUUUCUAGCAAUUUUUGUUGCCAGAGCCUGCAACAUUUACCCCCUCUCCUUCCUCCUGAAUCUGGGCAGGAAACAGAAGAUCGCCUGGAACUUCCAGCACAUGAUGAUGUUUUCAGGUUUGCGGGGUGCCAUCGCCUUCGCCCUGGCCAUCCGCAACACAGAAUCUCAGCCCAAACAGAUGAUGUUCACCACCACCCUGCUCCUUGUAUUCUUCACUGUCUGGGUGUUCGGAGGAGGAACCACUCCCAUGCUGACGUGGCUUCAGAUCCGAGUUGGUGUGGACCUGGAUGAAAGUCUGAAGGAAGAGCCCUCCUCACAGCAGGAAGCAAAUAAGUUGGAUAAAAACCUGACCAAGACAGAGAGUGCACAGCUCUUCAGGAUGUGGUAUGGAUUUGAUCACAAAUAUCUGAAGCCCAUCUUAACGCACUCGGGUCCUCCACUGACCACCACAUUGCCUGCAUGGUGUGGACCAGUCUCCAGGCUGCUCACCAGUCCUCAGGCCUACGGGGAACAGCUGAAAGAGGACGAUGCGGAAUGUAUUGUAAACCAAGAUGAGCUCGCCAUGAGUUACCAGGAGCCAGGUUCCUCACCCAGCAGUCCUACCACAAAGCUAUCUCUAGACCAGAAGCCUUCACUCCAGACUCCUGGCAAGGAAAACAUCUACGAGGGAGACCUUGGCCUGGGAAGCUACGAACUCAAGCUCGAGCAGACGCGGGGUCAACCCCAGAUGGACUAAUUGGCAUGAUGAGUGCAGAUGUAAUCACAAGUAAUGUAAGACCACGGAGGAAUGCCAAGAGCCUAAGAGGCGGUGCAGAGAGAGACACAAAGAGAAUUAAGAACAUAAAUUGGACAGAAUCAAAACCUUGUCACAUGUAUCCCCCCGUGCCUUCAGAAAUGAGAAUUCAUUACCUUCCCUCUGUAUUAUGCAACCUCAUUUAAUUAUCUGACAGCCAUUUUUACUGCUGGAUUGGGGGGACCAGGCGAGUCAGGUCUGGCUGCCUUUGGGAUGAACCAGAUGUGCUCGGUCUGCAGGGGGCUCCUCCCUCCUGUUCCUCAGGCAGCUCUCUGGGUCCUUCACAUGGAUUUGGGGUUCUAUUCCCUUAAUUAUGGAGCAUUAAUAACAUGGAAAAAGAGCCCCUGAGCAUAAGCGAUAAUUCUUAUCUCUUAGGACUCGACUCCACUUGUUCGAACUAACUAGAGGGCUAUGUGCAGAGUCCAGUGAGUGUUCAGUGCCCACUACUGAUGGCCUCGGAGAAUGUGCAUGAGUUGGAGGCCCUGUGGUCCUUGCUGGCACUCUCUCCAUACUGUUCUUCCCACUACUCCAAGGGGCCGCUUGCCUGCAGGUGUGUCUAUGUUAAACCCAGGGCCUCUUGCCAGCCUAAGGGAACUCUUUCCAGGGAAAGCUGGUUUCUUUCCCACAUUCUGUGUUUUGCUCCAAUGAUGAAGCCUCCCCUCCUUGUAUGCACUGGAGCAACUUCUCGGCUCCUGGAUCAGGUUCCCUCUGCAUCCUGGGAAGUCAUAUUUUGCAGCAUGACCCUUCCACAUGGGGGAGACUGUGCAGGGGCCCUGACCUUUUCCAAUUUCAAUGCUGGUGACUGGUGAUUGGCGGCAAAAAGACAAAAAUAAUAGGGCUGGUGGCAUUUAGGCCACACUGAGGCACCAAGGACAAGCACCGAUCUGGACCCACCCUUUCCCAGCGUGGCUCAAGGCUGCAUUGGAGAGACCAACACAAUAGCUUUUAAUUCAGCUGCAUGACCUGUGCCUUUGAAGCCAUAAGAUACCUCAAACCUAGCUUCUCUUGAAAUGCAGGCAUUGCUAUUAGGCUCCAAGGAGCAGGCUUCAGACUUAGGAGCCCAAGACAUGAUGGACUUGCCUUUGUGGGAGAUAGAGAAUGAUAUCUUUCUCAGGCCCAAAGCUUAAAACUAAUGCAUGCUUUGCUGACCACUUCUUAAGGCUUAGACCUGUGGUAUCAGGUAUACUGCUCUGCAUGUCAGUUUUCUUGCUUCCAAAUAGUAGAAAAUGGGGGAAACUUUUAUAUUCAACUAAGUAAAAUCUUGUCAUUUCAGGUAAAUAUGGCAAGUAGAGAAAUUUUCUAAUUUGACAUCAUCCUAAUAAAAUUUUGUUAUGGAGUA
Peromyscus maniculatus bairdii (prairie deer mouse) is the source of this 3921-nucleotide messenger RNA. Lineage: Eukaryota; Metazoa; Chordata; Mammalia; Rodentia; Cricetidae. The record is from RefSeq and is a predicted model, not a curated record.